Messenger RNA from Cottoperca gobio, 7726 nucleotides. It is a transcript of the gene brwd3, whose product is annotated as bromodomain and WD repeat domain containing 3. The transcript is spliced from 41 exons. NCBI's taxonomy places the organism in Eukaryota, Metazoa, Chordata, Actinopteri, Perciformes, Bovichtidae. Gene Ontology annotation, molecular function: protein binding. The coding region runs from base 157 to 5673 and encodes 1838 amino acids. Gene Ontology annotation, cellular component: nucleus. Gene Ontology annotation, biological process: regulation of cell shape; cytoskeleton organization; regulation of transcription by RNA polymerase II. The record is from RefSeq and is a predicted model, not a curated record.
CACAAAGCACCAGGUGGUCAGGGAACAACUUGAGAAAGGAGGAGGCCAUUCACGAGCCUGUUUUAGCUACACACAACUAGCUACUGUUAGCUAGCCGGCGGCUAACGAGCAAGCUAAAACAUCAGUUUGUCUUAAUGUCGCCUGUCUUAUCAAGUGAUGGCAGGAGAACAGUGUUCACAAACCGAAGCUGAACUCUAUUACCUCAUUGCCAGAUUUCUGCUGUCUGGACCUUGUAAAAAAUCAGCACAGAUUCUGAUCGAGGAGCUGGAGGAGUAUGAGUUGGUCCCUGAACGAUGGAGUUGGGACGGGAAGAAAUACAAACGGACCUUCCAAGACUGGGUGAUUUUGAACCAGCACAUUCCUGCAGAUUAUCUGCUCCAUGUUUGUCAGCGGAUAGGCCCGCUUAUAGAGAAGGAGAUCCCACCUAGUGUUCCUGGAGUCCAAACACUUCUAGGACUGGGAAGACAGUCCUUACUUCGUACCACAAAAAGUUGUAGCCACAAAGUAUGCAGUGGCUCAGCUGUCGCUGCACUCCACCGAGGACGUCCACCAGAACCUCCAGUCAGCAAUGGAGACACUCCCAAUGUUGUGUCCAUCAUGGGUGCUCGCCAGGCCACAGGCACAGCUCGUUUCGGCCAGGUCCUGCCGUCUUCCUCCUACCAGCACAUGAAGAUACACAAACGUAUCCUUGGCCACCUUUCUUCAGUCUACUGUGUAGCCUUUGACCGCACCGGCCGUAGGAUAUUUACGGGUUCUGAUGACUGCCUGGUGAAAAUCUGGUCCACAGAUGACGGCCGGCUCUUAGCAACACUCCGCGGCCACUCCGCAGAGAUCUGUGACAUGGCCGUCAACCACGAGAACACCCUCAUUGCCUCAGCAAGCUGUGACAAAACCAUCCGAGUGUGGUGUCUGCGUACCUGCGCACCCAUCACUGUUCUGCAGGCCCACGGUGCCUCCAUCACAUCUAUACAGUUUUGUCCUGCUAUCAAAGGGACAACGCGGUACCUUGGCUCCACCGGUGCAGACGGCAUGGUGUGUUUCUGGAAAUGGCACUCGCUCAGCAUGAAAUUCCACGAUCAACCAGUCAAGUUUGUUGAGCGGUCACGUCCAGGAGUACAGGUCUCCACUUCAUCUUUCAGUAGUGGUGGUAUGUUCAUGGCUACUGGUGGCACUGAUCAUUUGAUCAGAGUCUACUACCUUGGUGCUGAAACUCCUGUGAAGGUCUCUGAAAUGAAUGCACACACGGAUAAAGUUGUAGUCGUCCAGUUUAGCAAUAACAGUGACAGCCUAAGGUUUGUGAGCGGCAGUCGUGACGGCACAGCCAGGAUCUGGCAUUACCAGCAACAAGAGUGGAAGAGUGUCACUUUAGACAUUGCUGCCAGGCUGCCGGGGAGUACUGUCGCAAAUGGGGAUGAUAAAACCAAGCUGGUGCCGACCAUGGUGGCAUGGGACCGUGCAGACCGCACUGUCAUCACAGCAGUGUCAAACUACCUGCUCAAAGUGUGGAGCACAACCACUGGACAGCUGCUGCAUGUUUUAUCUGGUCAUGAUGAUGAGGUGUUUGUGCUCGAGGCUCACCCAUUUGACUCCCGCAUCAUGCUAUCUGCCGGCCACGAUGGCAACAUUUACAUGUGGGACCUCGCCAAAGGAGCCAAGAUCCGCAACUACUUCAACAUGAUUGAAGGACAAGGCCACGGUGCUAUUUUUGACUGCAAGUUCUCCGCUGAUGGACAGCAUUUUGCCUGCACUGACUCACACGGCCAUUUGCUCAUCUUUGGCUUCGGCUGCAGCAGACCAUAUGAGAAGAUUCCUGACCAGAUGUUCUUCCACACGGACUACCGACCUCUUAUUCGUGACUCUAAUAACUACGUGCUGGACGAGCAGACGCAGCAAGCCCCACACCUCAUGCCUUCCCCCUUCCUGGUGGACGUUGAUGGAAAUCCUCAUCCUCCUCUCUACCAGCGCCUGGUGCCAGGAAGAGAGAACUGCAAGGAGGAUCAGCUAAUACCCCAGCUAGGAUACAUGGCUAACAGUGACGGAGAGUUGGUUGAGCAGGUACUUGGCCAGCAAACAGCAGAAAACAGAGAAAGCCUUUUGGACAAUCUGAUCAGACAGUUGCAGGAUGAGCAGGACGAGCGUGAGAACACAGAUCAGCCUGAAGAAGCAGAGGGUGAUGAAGCAGAGGGGGAGGCCUCCUCUCCGUCUUCUGAACCACGCAGAAGUGGGCAGGUGGACGGGGUGUGGCAGAUGCAGCACAAUGCCCUACGUAGUCAAGUGGCCACCGAGAGGGACCUGCUGGCCUGGAGCCGCAGAGUGAUGGUCAAUGAAGUGCCGCAAGGGAUAUCCAGAGUUUUGGAGGAGUGCAGAAAAGCCAAAGGAGACAUGGAAUGUUCUCUAUACAAUGCAGAGAGGAGGAAGAAACCAUUAUCCUGCACGCCAAAGAGCGAUCUGCUGACUUCACGCCUGCGCUCCCUGCGGCCGACCAAGAAAAAGCAGCAGCGCCACGCCUAUCAGACCCGCUCAGCUCAAGAACGCCGUCCUAGGAGCAGGAGUCGAAAUUCCAGCAACCGACGUGGCACUGACAGCCAGAUGGACUCUGACAGCGACGGGAAUGCUGCAGAACAGGUGGAGCAAAGCGAAGCCUCCUCAGAUGGUGAAACUCAGUGGCAGAGUGAAAGCAGCUCCAGUGACUCCUCCAGUGAGUAUUCUGAUUGGACGGCCGACGCUGGGAUCAACCUCCAGCCGCCAAAGCGACUGACCAGGAAGCCCGUACAGCCCCAAGGUUAUAGCAGCUCGGAGGAGGAAGAAGGCGAUGGCAAGGCAAAGGAGGCCAGGAAGAGGGACAAUGAGAAGAGGAAGAAGCCUAAGGAGACCAAACGGAAACCCACGUCCUCUCUGGCUGGACUUGAUGCGGAGGAGUGGCUGCCACCAUCAUGGAUAAUGGAGACCAUCCCACACCGCUCUCCUUUUGUUCCACAAAUGGGAGAUGAGCUCAUCUACUUCAAACAGGGCCAUCAGGCCUACGUCCGUGCUGUCCGCAGGUCCAAGGCCUACAGCAUCAACCCUCAGAAACAGCCGUGGAACAGACUCGACCUCAGGCGCCACCAUCAGGUCAAAAUUUCAGACCAAGAAUCUGUGAAGGUGGUUGGAAUUAAAUAUGAAGUGGGACCUCCUACCCUCUGCUGCCUAAAACUGGCUUUCUUGGACGCAGUCUCAGGGAAGAUGACCAACGAUUCUUUCUCCUUGAAGUACCAUGACAUGCCUGAUGUCAUAGAUUUUCUGGUACUGCAGCAGUUUUACAACGAGGCUAAAGAGCACAACUGGCAGCAAGGUAUGAGGUUCCGCAGCAUCAUCGAUGACGCCUGGUGGUUCGGCUCUGUGGAGGAUCAGGAGCCUCUGCAGCCAGAGUAUCCAGACAGCCUGUUUCAGUGCUAUGCAGUAAAGUGGGAUAAUGGUGAGCGGGAGAAAAUGAGUCCCUGGGACAUGGAGCCUAUUCCCGAGGAAGCUGCGUUGCCUGAGCAGGUGGGUGAUGGCGUGGAGGUGGCAGAGGAGGAGCUAAUGGCUCUGCUUUACACGCCUCAGGAAGGAGAAUGGGGCGCUCACACACGAGAUGAAGACUGUGAGAGAGUCAUCCAUGGAAUCGAUCAGCUUCUCACACUAGAUGUAGCCAAGGCAUUCGCGUCACCAGUAAAUCUGCGGGACUACCCUCUGUACUGCACUGCCGUUGCUUACCUCACUGACCUCAGCACUAUCCACAAACGACUGGAGAACCGCUUCUACAGGCGGAUCUCUGCAUUAAUGUGGGAGGUGCGCUAUAUUGAACACAAUGCCCGCACUUUCAACGAACCCCAGAGCCCCAUUGUAGCAACUGCCAAGGUGGUGACUGACAUUCUCCUGCACUACAUUGGGGACCAGAGCUGCACAGACCUCUUGGAUCUGUAUCACAAACUGAGGUCUGAGAUCAGCAGUGGAGGAGAAGCUGAGGUCGAAUUGGACGUGGACUCUGACACUCCGGGCACAUCUACAGGACAGCGGGGAGCCGACCAGAAUUCCAAGAAGCGUGGUGUGCUUUUGGAUGUGAAAUUUUGGCGAGGUCAAUGCAAAGAGCUGGUGCGUCGAAUGAUCGUCUCGCCAGAUUCAGAGGCGUUCAGGCAGCCCGUGGACCUCUUUGAGUACCCGGACUAUCGAAACAUCAUCGACACUCCCAUGGAUCUGUCUACAGUGUCAGAGACGCUGGUCGCAGGGAAUUAUGAAAGCCCGAUGGAGUUUGCCAAAGACAUGCGCCUCAUUUUCAGCAACUCAAAAGCGUACACGCCUAACAAGAAAUCACAGAUCUACACUAUGACCCUCAGCUUGUCGGCCGUCUUUGAAAAAAACAUCAUCUCCAUCAUCUCCGACCACAAGUCCGCCAUGCAGAAUGAGCGGCGGACUCGUCAGAGACUCAGUUACAGGGACAGAAUGCACAAUGGAGGCAGCUCCCCACCUAUUAGUCCAUCCCCAAGCCCUAAAGGGAAGCACAAGUCAGGGAAGGUGUCGAAGCCAAAAAAAUCCCAGACCUCAACGAAAAAUCGUUCUCAGAGAACACAUCAGGCUCAGCAAAGCAGCAGUGUAGCAGAGGAGGAGGAGGAGGAGGAAGAGGAGGAGGAUGAUGAUGAGGACAACCAGCCUUCUUCGCCAAGUUCAGGGACGAGCAGCGAGAGCAGAAGCCAAGGGCUGCAUCGUGUGACCCGCAGCCAGGCGACUCCAGUGAAGAAGUCAGGCCACCAGCGUAACCUGCUUCUAAGCAACGGCUCCAGACAGCGCCGCGGGCGGGAUACGCCGCAAUCUGACGAUGAUGAUGAUGACGACGAUGAUGAUGAUGAUGAUGAAGAUGAAGAGGAGGAGGAAGAAGAGGCAGUGGUGGUGGUGGCAGCGGCGGUGGUGGCGGCGGCGGCGGCGGCGGUGGCAGCGGCAUCCGGAUCCAACAGCUCCUCGUCGGAUUCAUCCUCAACCUCAUCAUCCUCUUCUUCCUCUUCGUCGUCAGACAGCGACAGCUCAGACUCUGAGAUGGAGAAGUACGUGGAAGGGGGGGAUCACGACUACAGCAAAGCGCCCUGCCUGUCAGUACGCGUCUCGGCUAAGGGUAAGGUGGCGGCCUCAGGGAAAAGGAGACACAAAGGAGGAGAGGACGCGGCACAGAGACCUAAAAGAGCACGAGUGGAGCUGCCGGUAGAGGAGGAGGAAGAUGAGGAUGAAGAGGAGGAGGAGGAGGAGGAGGAGCAGCCGCAGCAGCAGCAGCAGCAGCAACCGGUGGAUGUAAGACAUGAAGGGAAUGAGGGAGAGCAAGAGGAGGAGGAGGAGGAAGAGGAAGAGGAAGAACCUGAGGAAGAGGAGGAGCCGGAGGAGGAGGAGGAACCCGAGGGGCAGGACGAUGAGGACAACUCUGAUGAGGCGCAGGAAGGAGCUGCAGCGGCACCAGCAGCAACUGGCCGUAUGAGAGGCAACCAGUGCAGGUCUCGGCGGGUAAGCACGCGCAACCAGGGCCGCAGGACAGUCCUGUACCGGGACGAGUCAGAGGACGAUGGCCAUGGGUCGAAGGAAGACCCCCUCAACCUGGGCAGGUCCCGCUCAGGACGGGUACGUCGCAUGACUGAGAAAGCCCGUGUCAGCCACCUCAUGGGCUGGAGUCAUUGACCUCAAUAAAAAAACUGUUAAACAUGAGUAAUACUUCAGGGAUUAUUUUUUCUUUUUGUACAAGUGUAUAUAUAAUAUAUAAAUGAUUUUUCAUUUUUAUCUGAGACUGCUUAUGACUCUCAAACUGAUAGCUGGUGCUCAUGAUGUGUUGCCAAGGAGGAGUUUCCUUUCCUGGUCCACAGAGCCACUGUUCAACACGAACACUCUCCAACUGGACUAACUCACCUCGGCCUUACUGCUCGCUGGAGGAGCCUUUUAAGAUGCGGCGCUGCUCCUCUUCCUCGUGUGCGUUUCACGUCCAGCACUAAACACUACACCCCUCUGUCUCCUCCUCGUCCCUCCCACAACUUUUCUUACUCCUGGUCACCAAAGAAGGAUGCGGAGAUGCCAAAAAAUGGUGCUCAUAUUUUACUUCUCUGUUGUUUUUCCUCAACGAGUAAUCUUACAAAACUCUUCGCGGUAGUGGUUCAGUCACGACCACAGUGAGACGUGUGCAGUAUCACUUAAGACCACCGAUGUCAACUUUUUUGGUACUUUCCUCACAACCACAAGCCUUAGUUUGCAGAGCUCGCGUCAUUCAGAUUCAUCUGUGGCUCGAGUCCAGUGUAGUGGGCACUAGCAAUACUUGGGGUUCAGAGUGACUUCAGUCAGUAGAAUACAGUACCAUAGUAAUAUCUCAACUCCUACAGCGCUCGUCGGACAACUUGAUGUCCUUGGCCUGUGAAUGUUAAAUGUUUUCCCUGCUUCCCUGUCGUGGUGGUUACUGUUUUUUUUUUCUGGCUCUUCAAUUCUGUUAUUUAGUUAGAAUUAGGUGCGGUUUUUUCUUGCUAUUUUUUUUUAAAGGGUAAAAGUGAUUUUCUGGGGUACAAAAGCCACUGCCUCCUGUUUUGUAUUUUUUCUGUCGUACUCCCUGGUGGAUCAGACAUCCAUUCAUUCAUGGUUGCUUCCAUCACACCUCCACUAAGCAUGUGCAAAAAGCAAGGGGUCCCUAGUGUACUCUCUUCCACAGAAAUAUUUAUUUUUCCAUUGUAUUAUAUCAAGGUUACUUUUUCGUACGUUAACAGUGAUGAGGAAAGUAUUUGCACAUUUAUCUACUCCUCGUGGCAGCUGAGUAAUAAAAAUAUUGGAGAAAGAGAUGAUUUUUGUGUAAGAAUGUUUGAAUGUGCCAGGACACAUUCAGUCUUUUUUUUUUCUUUCUUUUUUUACUUUGAUCAAGUUAAACAGGAUAAACUGCUUUCAACGUGUGUGCGAUGAAGCUGAAGGUCUCAUCUGAUCGGCAAUCCUUAUCAUGCUUCUCUUUUUAUAAAGCAAAGGUAGCAACAGUGGAUAAGCCCUUCGUUAGUAUGUGGUGCCAUUUAUUCCCCCCUUGUUUCUAACCAUCUAUGGACUGAUGCGUUUUCUGGCUCCGGGUAGAUCAUCUGCACGUAAUACUGCUUUUUCCACUACAAUCAGGUGUUUGUGUCAGAAUCACUGUGUGUAGCUUUUUCUGCCUAGUUUUUUAAUUAGUGAUUCUUCAUUGUCAAUCAGCUCGUCUUUCUCAUGGAAUUAGAUACCUUGUUGUUGUACCAAUAAUGUUUACUGUGGUUGUUGGUUGGUAAAUCAUAUGAGACAGCAGGAGAAACCAGGAAAGCUGACUCAUAAAUGAUCAUUUCAACACUGGGUGCUCUAAUCCGAACACACCUCCUCAUCACUCGCUGACGUAAGAGAGAGGCUUUGGAGGUUAUUUUCUCUUUUUUUUUUUUUUUGAGCUGAAGAGUUUGAGUGUCAGGUGCUCAGAUAUAAAAACACACAAAUCAGCAUCAAGGGUGCUCCAGGCGGCAGCAUUAACCGUCGUCUUGAAAUGAUUCUGGCCGAGUGUGAGAAGACUAUGAUUCAUAUUUUAGAAUCUUAUUUUCAUAUAGUACAUGGCUCUUGAAGCGUCAGAUUAGUUGAAGACAAAAUACAACUAUAACAUUCUACUGUAGGUGGAUUAAGAUACCCGUCUUUUAUACACAAUGUUUUGAUUGUAUGUGUUUUCUUUUUUAAUAAAAAUAAAAUUGGAUUUCUCCUUAAA